Molecule: messenger RNA, 3395 nt
Organism: Notodromas monacha
Lineage: Eukaryota; Metazoa; Arthropoda; Ostracoda; Podocopida; Cyprididae
Source: the annotation of a GenBank genome assembly
UCUUUCCGCAGAAAAACUCAUUUGUGAAUUUUUUCGAAAAUGGCGGACGCUUUGGAUGUUCUUGAAAUUGAGCGCGUUGCACCCGAGCUGACCAAAGAUAGCUUUUUGGGUCAGUCGGGGCAAAGUCAAAAGCGAAUCGUGAAACCUCAGUUGAUUCGGCGGCCAGUUGGCAUGAGUAGAGAACUUUUUUCGUUGAUAAGUAAAAAUGUCGAGGUUGGCGGUCCAGUGGUUCCUGGAGACAGUGAUGCGGGGUACACACAGACCAAAGUGAAGCUCGGCUUGAAGAAAGUCCGGAAAUGGGUUUUCACGAAUUUUUAUCAUCCUGGUCGUCCGGAAAAGACCGGUUUAUGCCACUGGAUGAGAGUAGGCGAAGAGCAUUUGGAAUAUCCCUUCGCCAAAUUCUGUAGACGAAUCGAGGUGCCUACUUUCAGCGAAGAAGAAUUCGAUGCAUGUCUGUCAGAUCUCGACGACACGUGGUCUUACGACGAAACAGUUCACCUGUUCGAUCUCUGCAACCGCUUCGAGAUGCGGUUUUAUGUCAUUUACGAUCGGUUCGAUCGACAAAAAUAUCCCGGGCGAAGUCUGGAGGAUUUGAAGAAACGAUAUUACACUGUCAUCAAUGCGCUUCACAAGGCUAGACUUGUUGAGCACGACGAUGGGCAUGAUGUUGAAAGAGUUGGUGAUGAAACGAAGCGGAAAAGUGAAAUUAGGGCCCGGAAAACUCCUGAUCCUCCGAUUGAGGAACGUUCUGAAAAUGCGGAAGCGUCCACUUCAACGCCCUGCGCAAUUUCGGCGGUUCCUGGAACUUCUGGUGAAUCAAAAAACAGCGAAAUCAAGCAAGAAAACGAAGUUCGGACUGUAAAAAUGGAAACGGGAGCCGGGAAUGAGCAGCAGGGGGAAGAACAAGAUGAUGAGGAACUUGAGGAAGACGAGAUGCACGAGAACGAGUCCGGGGAUGAGGAACUACCCGAUUUGAAUGGAACUGAAGAAGUGGAGCAUGGUUUGUCGAGGAGCGUUACCCCCGAGGAAUUAACCUACAAGAACUACGGAGUAGGAUUUUACUUCGACAACGAAUUGGAACGCUUGCGGAAAAUCCAACUCAACAGAUCUCUGGCUAGAACCGAGGAAGAAAUCGAAGAGGAGGAAGACCUUCUGUCGGAGUUGAAACAGCUGCUGGCGCGAAAACGCGAAAUGAAGAGAAAACCGCUAACCAAGGACAUGCCCGAGGCGACGAUCGAGAAAACGGUUGUGAAGCGGAAAUCCGCUUCCAUCCCUGGCACGCCGAGCUCCGUCCACAGCGAAACUGGAGCAUCCGAGAUCAAAGACUCGAAAGUGUCUCCACAGUUCGUGCUAUGCUUUCCGGAACGAACUCAUUGCUACUCCGCAUUGUCGCGGACGAAAGCGCCGGUGGACGAAAGUGCGGACAGCCGCCGAAUGAAAACCCAGCUAUCGCAGAUUGAUCAGUGCCUGACUGAUCUCGGCGUCCCGAGUCUCACCGUCGGCUCCGACGACUUGUGCGAAAAGUACAACAAGUUGCGCAUGAGCAUCGCCGCCCUCUUCAAUCUCAAGUAUUCGACGGAGCACGCGCGAGCCGAGUUGCAGUCGUUGUGUGACCGGUUCCACGGCAUGGACCCGGCGGGGUUGCAACGUUUGGGCAUCGACCCCCAGCUGCUGACCCCGUUGGACGAGGUGAAUGUGGAGUUGAACGGCAGUGACGGCGACGUGAACCGCGCGAGAACCAUUUCGGAGAUGCUGCAGCUGGAGGGUUCGAUUGGCACGCCGACGCGGAAGCGGAAAGCGGCGCUUGAGCAGGGCAAUGUGUUGAAAAAGCUCAAGUCUCGCGUUUGAGAGUGUUCCAUCUCUUCUCCAUUUCGAAAGAAAAACAGGUUUUUUUUGUCGUGUUUGUGUGUUGAGUGCAGAAAUAACCUGCGAUUGGUUCUUCCUUGUUGAAAUCCUCCCGCUGUGAUUCCGCCGUCGAGCAGGUGUCCAUUUGUCAACCCGCUUCACGAGUCGAACGUCCAGCAGUUGAUGUGAGAGGAUAGGUUUUCCCUCAUUCACAGUCGAACCCCGUUGAGACGCAAACGGCCAAUUUAUUUUGUAAAACGAAUCUUUUCUUAUGAUAAUAGCAUGGGGAAACCCCAUCAAUUAAUUUUGUUGAUAUUACUUAAUGGUUAAAGAAUGCGAGGCUUCAAUUACCUGACGUAAUGCUGCAUAGGUUUUAUCACAUUACAGUAUUUAUUAGUUUUGUUAGCUACGGAAAUGUUGAGUUGGACGCGUAUGUUCGGUUACGAUAUGUUAUUUUGGCAUGUGUUUGGGUAGCCCUUGUCACAACAGGUUCACGUACGAAAGAAAAUAGGAAACGGAAUAUGAGACGGUUUCAAAAAGGAAGUACCCAGCGAGUCCUGAUUAACUUGGAUGAUGCGUUCGUUCAAUUAGCUUCUUCCUUCUUUCCGUUUUUUUCCUUGAAUCAGUAUCUUCUUCCGAUUGGCUUUUUUUUUGCAUAGCGUGCGUUUUUUUUUAUUGUGUUUUUGUAAAACACCACGAGCCGGUGUGCUUGAAAUUACGGCGCAGCCAGUUUGCUAAAGUGAUGGAAAUUGAAUUCACUUUUGCCCCUCGUGGAAGAAAGGUUCUCGGUUUGUUCUGAGCGAGAAGAAAUUUGAGAGAUUGCGUUUGAAGAUAGCUUGAAACUGUUUCUUAUUUUGACUGUUCGAAUGUGUUCACGGGCUUUAUUGCUAGAAUCUUUUCGAAAAUAUUGCGAGUUAUGUGCAUUUCGUCAUGGAUAGCAGUCAAGGGUAUUUUUUGUAUAACUGUACCCCCCAGUCCGUUGUUACGAUGGCCAUUAGGAAUGAAUUGCACUGAUAGAUGCUAUAGUUUUGUUAAUGUGGCGCCCAUUAGUUGAUCUACGGUGAACAUUUUUUAAUAAUUGACAUACCUAGCUGCAUUCUCCAACAAUUACUGUAUCUUACAUUUUCUCGUGCAAUUCUGGAAUGUUCUUUAAUCGCCUCCUUUAAUUGUGCUUUAAUAUUUGAUGAAUAUCUUUGUGUUGUGGGCACCCUGCACUUCGUGCGUAACCCACAAAGAAUUUGGUACUUCGAAAUUGAGAAAUGUAUGGCGGAUUAUAGAAAUUUGUUGCACUACCCCCCCCCCCCGUUUUUAGCUCAAAUGCUGUUAAUUGGAGAGAUAGGAAAGCGAAGUCAAAUUAAAUUCGCCGUUAUUGCAAACGGGACCCAUAAUUCAAAUCGAGAAUCAGUGUCCACCGAAACACUUUUGGCAAAAAAUCGUUUUUGCGAAUUAUCCAUUACGUGGGGACAUCACUUUGAACUCAAAUGUGGCCUGUAGUUGCGUGAACACCUUGGAAUAUGUCUCUGAUUAUUGAAUGCUUGUCAUGAUCAUUU